Molecule: messenger RNA, 939 nt
Organism: Melitaea cinxia (Glanville fritillary)
Lineage: Eukaryota; Metazoa; Arthropoda; Insecta; Lepidoptera; Nymphalidae
Product: cytochrome P450 4C1-like
Exons: 4
Coding region: 229-939 (236 amino acids)
Molecular function (GO): monooxygenase activity; heme binding; iron ion binding
Source: RefSeq, a predicted model, not a curated record
ACAGUUAUAUUUCUUUGAAAUGUAUUACCAUAUGAUUACAUGACAUGAGCAAUCACAAUUUUAUAAAAAACAGUUCCAUUAUAUAUAUUAGUGUUGCCUACAUAAAUAUGUUGUCAUUCUUAAUAGUAUAAAAUAAUUGGUACGCUUAAUAGACUCGUAUUUUAUAACUAAAAUUCAAACAGAGUGUGUUUGUUGUGUGAUUUUCGUUUUGGAUACUACUUUGUUAUUAUGUUUUGGAUACUGUGUAUUGUUUUAUUACUAACGUUGGCGUAUAUUUUAUAUCGUCAAAUAUUAAUGGACGAAGAUUUUGAAAAAUUACCGGGACCAAAAGGAAUAUUUUUAUUUGGAAAUACUUUUGACUUCUUAUUAAAUUCAGUCGACGCAAUGAAACAUAUGGAAAAGUUGAUCGAAACGUAUAAAGAUUUUAUGAAGGUAAAACUGGGGCCACUUAAAUUUGUUUUUAUAUCGAACCCAGAAGAUGCUGAGAUUUUGAUGAAUAGUACAAAAUACAAUACUAAAGGUAUUAUUUACAAAUUCCUUAAACCAUGGCUAAAUGAAGGAUUACCUCUAAGUGACGGUAAGUGUUUUAUUUCAUAUAAUACCAUUAAUAUACCAUACCAUACCAUAAUUGUAUUUGCUUGCAAACGACAGCAAAAAAACGUCUUAAAUUUAGGUAGUAAGAAUACAUUCACUGAUAAAUUAAAAUUAAAAAAAAAAUCAUCAAACCUGUAUUUCCAGUAUACAGGAGAAAAAUGGCAUCAACGGAGAAAAAUUCUCACACCGGCUUUUCAUUUUAACAUUCUACGUCAUUACUACCCUGUUUUAUUGGAGAAAAGUAAAGAUUUGGUAAAUAAACUUAAAAAUGAAGAAAACGAACUAAAAACAGAUCUUCGACCUUACGUGACUGAUUUUACAUUAUAUUCAAUAUGUGGUGAGUAG